AUGCUAAAAAUUCUAGUCCCAACACUUAUGCUAUUCCCAACAAUUUGGUUAUCAUCACCUAAAUGAUUAUGACCCACAGCAACUGCUCAAAGCCUAUUAAUUGCGUUUAUUAGCCUUACCUGAUUGAAAUGAACGUCAGAAACCGGAUGAUCAACCUCUAACAUAUAUUUAGCUACAGAUCCACUAUCCACCCCCCUCUUAGUCCUCACAUGCUGACUUCUUCCAUUAAUGAUUUUAGCCAGCCAAAAUCACAUUUACCCAGAACCAAUCGCUCGACAACGCCUAUAUAUUACACUCUUAGCCUCCCUACAAACUUUCCUAAUUAUAGCAUUUGGGGCUACGGAGAUUAUUAUAUUUUAUAUUAUAUUUGAAGCCACCCUCAUCCCCACGCUUAUUAUUAUUACCCGGUGGGGAAACCAGACUGAACGUUUAAACGCCGGAACCUAUUUUUUAUUCUACACCCUAGCAGGUUCAUUACCGCUUCUGGUUGCCCUACUUUUACUUCAACAGACAACAGGGACACUGUCCAUAUUCAUUUUACAAUAUUCCCAACCACUUACACUUAAUUCCUGAGGUCACAGCAUCUGAUGGGCCGGAUGCCUAAUUGCAUUUUUAGUAAAAAUGCCCCUUUACGGCGUCCACCUUUGAUUACCCAAAGCUCAUGUUGAAGCCCCAGUGGCGGGCUCCAUAGUUUUGGCAGCAGUUCUACUUAAAUUAGGAGGUUACGGUAUAAUACGAAUAAUAGUUAUGUUAGACCCACUUUCAAAAGAACUCGCCUACCCCUUCAUUAUUUUGGCCUUAUGAGGCAUUUUAAUAACUGGCUCAAUUUGCCUACGACAAACAGAUCUCAAAUCACUCAUUGCCUAUUCAUCUGUAAGCCACAUGGGCUUAGUAGCAGGAGGUAUCCUCAUCCAAACUUCUUGAGGAUUUACGGGCGCAAUCAUUUUAAUGAUUGCCCACGGCUUGGUGUCUUCCGCACUAUUUUGUCUGGCUAAUACUGCGUAUGAGCGGACUCAUAGCCGAACUAUAGUACUAGCUCGAGGUCUCCAAAUAAUCUUCCCAUUAACUGCGGUCUGGUGAUUUGUUGCCAACUUAGCAAAUCUAGCAUUACCGCCUUUACCAAAUCUCAUAGGGGAAAUCAUAAUUAUUACCACUCUAUUCAACUGAUCUCCCUGAACUAUUAUACUAACAGGUUUAGGAACGCUAAUUACAGCGGCUUACUCUUUGUACUUAUUCUUAAUAACUCAACGAGGCCCAGCACCAAAUCAUAUUAAAGGACUUUCACCAUUCCACACUCGAGAACAUUUACUAAUAGUACUUCACCUUCUACCCGUCAUCCUACUGGUAACAAAACCUGAGCUCAUGUGGGGUUGAUGCCACUA
Messenger RNA from Triplophysa dalaica, 1382 nucleotides. Lineage: Eukaryota; Metazoa; Chordata; Actinopteri; Cypriniformes; Nemacheilidae. The record is from the annotation of a RefSeq genome assembly.